CCCCUAUUCUCUCUUCCUCAUCACCUUCACAAACAUGGCUCAAAAUCGUGAGCUCGAUCAGCAAACCCGUCCUCUAGCAAACCCAGAUAGCCGGAUGUCACGUUACCGGAUCUCCCUCCGUCGCCGGAAGCUCCCAAUGGCCCGCCUCGGAGGCAAGAAGCCGCCACGAGGCGUCAUGCUAGUUAGGAUGUUCAGAAAAAUCAGACUGAGGUGGCUGAAGCUGAAGUAUUUCUGCAUGUUGAAGAAGCUCAAGGAGUCUUACAAGAACAUGGUGAAGGACCUCAUGGAAGCCGGAGCGAGCUUUGAAACGUUUCAGCAGAAGAUAUUCAUGGAGGCCACGUUUGCAAUUCCGAUGGGAGUUUCUCUUUCUAGCUACCCCUCUAUUCCCGGGUCGGAUCGGCCCAGAACCCUUUACAUCUAGUACUUUAUUUCAUCAUGAUGAUCAAGUUAAAUCAUAAUGUUUAGAAAUAAGAAAAGUGGAUUGCCCUUUUUGCUGUUUUUAUUUAUACGUUGAGAGAAUUAUUUUAAUGUAAUUGAAUGAAUCUGUAUUCUAGUUCUAAGAGCUCCAAUGGAUGAAGAAAAUCAUGUACAAUCUCAUUUCCCAGCAAUGCAGAUGGAAAUAUAGUU
This is a messenger RNA of Rosa chinensis, 627 nucleotides long. RefSeq lists its product as uncharacterized. The transcript has a single exon. The coding region runs from base 35 to 421 and encodes 128 amino acids. NCBI's taxonomy places the organism in Eukaryota, Viridiplantae, Streptophyta, Magnoliopsida, Rosales, Rosaceae. The record is from RefSeq and is a predicted model, not a curated record.